CACACCCAUUUUUUCACAUUACACAAAACUAUUUUUUGCACUCUCUAACGCCGUUAACUAACUGGCAAAAUAUCAUCAAAUAUGGCGUGCUACGUAGAAGAGGAAGAGGUCUGGAAAUGUCCAAAACACCCCUCCAAGAGGCGGCGCAACGGCAUCUGCCCCACCUGCCUCCGCGACCGCCUCGUCACCCUCUGCCCCGACUGCCACAACCCCCGCCCCUGCGCCUGCGCCGCCGCCUCGACGACGUCUUCCUCCUCCUUCGGCGGCGAACCGUCCUUCCGCCGCUCGAGAUCCGUCGCGAUCCCGUUCCUCCGAUCCAGGAACGGCGAGCCGCACAACAGCCGCGUCAGGACGCCGUCGUCGUUCAUGUCGAUUCUGAAGAGGAGCACCACGAAGAGAAGCGGCGGCGGCGGCGAACCGGCGCCGGAGAAGACCGAACCGGCCUCCGCUAACGACGAGAAUUUCAACAGCAACAACAGAAUCGAGGAUUUCGCGAGGAUGGUGACGAGAUCGAGGUCCGUCAGCGCCGGCACGGCGAUGACGUCAGGAUUCCGGCUAGAGGAAUCGAAUUCGUCGCCGGCGAAAGGGAAAUUCUGGAACUUUCCGAGCCCGAUGAAGGCGUUCCGGAGUUCCAGAACCCCCAAAGUUGUCAUACAAGAUCGAUCGCCUUUGCACAGAGGCUAGAUUCAUUUUUCAAUCCCAAUUAUUAACAGUAAUUUUUUUUUUUUCUUUUUUUUUUCUGUCGUUUUUGCUAGCGACAUGUAUUAAUCACACGAACAUAGCUGGAUUAACCAAAAUAAAAUAAUUUUCUU
Messenger RNA from Erythranthe guttata (spotted monkey flower), 812 nucleotides. RefSeq lists its product as uncharacterized. The record is from RefSeq and is a predicted model, not a curated record. Lineage: Eukaryota; Viridiplantae; Streptophyta; Magnoliopsida; Lamiales; Phrymaceae.